Schistosoma haematobium is the source of this 1803-nucleotide messenger RNA. RefSeq lists its product as uncharacterized. The record is from RefSeq and is a predicted model, not a curated record. Bases 925 to 1290 code for a protein of 121 amino acids. NCBI's taxonomy places the organism in Eukaryota, Metazoa, Platyhelminthes, Trematoda, Strigeidida, Schistosomatidae. The transcript has a single exon.
CUUAUUGUAAGAUUGUGUGCUUGAUUUGGUCCGAUUUUAAGUAUGCUACUUAUAAGUAACUAGAUUUCUAAUAAUAAAUAUGUAUCACACGAGAAAGUUUAAUUAAAUAUAUGGUGUGGAAUGCGAAAAUAACCGAAAUACAAACAGUGAAUAAGAAAUUGCUGUUCAUGCGCCUACAAUUCAGAGGGUAUACGUCUAGCGAAAUAUCAACUCAGGGAUUACGCAGGUCAAUGCAAAAAUCUUUCAGCGCUGAUUGAUAGAUAUUAAUGAUUUACCAAACAAUGAUCAUACUCUAUCUAGAUGGUGACCAAUAAGCAUCAUGAAAUCCGUGAAACUAUGCUCAAAUCCUACACUUUUCACUUUCAAAGGGACUUUGUAUAAACAAACGAACGGUUUAACCAUGUGAUCUGCAGUAUCUCCAAUUAUUGCAAAUUUAUCUGUGUACCACAUUGAGUCGUCUAUUUUCGCCAGCACCAUCAGAGCGCGUAUCUGGUUCAGAUAUUCAGAUGACACAUUUGUCAUUAUUAAAAAGACUCUUCUUUGAAAUCUCUCCAAACACAUAAACGCUAUGUGAGAACACAUCAAAUUCACUUUCGAAAAGGAAAAUGAACAUCAUGAAGCUUCAAUCUUAGACUGUUUGUUUGAAAGGAAUUCUGAUAGUAGUCUAAAUCAGAUCAUAUAUCGAAAACCGAUACAUUCAAAUCGGUAUGUUGAUUUCAACUCUGCAAAUUCAUUCAGUACAAAAAUGCCCCAAGCACUAAAUCUUUUCGGAAGAGUAAUCAAGAUGAUUACCUCAGUAGAAAACCAGCUGAGAGGAAAAACGAAUGCCAUCGAAAUACUAUGAAGUAUUAAUUUUCGUGAAAUUAUUAUUAUAAACAUAUUAGAACACAACUUUCCUUCUGUAAACAACAGACCUAAUGAACGAUGUUGGAUUGGUACUGUGAUUCUACUUACGUCCAAGGUUCAACAGAAGUACCACAACAGAUAUUAAAAGAGCACAAAAUUAAAACUUUCUAUAAGACAACUAACACUCUAAGAAACGCUUUAGUUAAAAUUACAGAUAAAACUCCAUUCGUUUUCAUUCAAAAUUUUGUCUACAGAUUAGGCUAUAUCGAUUUUGAUGCGUUGUUCUAUAUUGGAGAGUUUUCUCGUGAAAUUUCGACUGAUGUCAAAGAAUAUUUAAGUUACACAAAAAGACCUCAUAACAAUCCUAUAGAAUUAGAAAUCUUACAGGUUAAAUCAGCAAUAACAGUACAUGCUACUUUAAAAAAAUCAUCAAAUCGAUAUUAAAGAAAUCAAAUGAAUUCGGAAAGUCUGUUCCAACUGUCAAGAGAGGCGAGUAGUCGAAACGUUUCACAUAAUGCUAAAUCCCUCUGACCUCAUUAGGAAAGAAGGUCUGAAUAUUCAUCGAAUCUGGACUGUCUCUCCAAACAACCACAUUUAAUCUUAUUAUUUUGUUACACACAGUCUGAACAUACACACACACAGAGACCUACCAUUCAAACCCAUUACUUCAUAUUACAAAUGUGUACAUUUUUCAGAACAAUAACCUGACACACAAAUUAAUACAGUGAAAGGCUAUACAAAUUCACCAUUACUAAGAAUUACUUGACAUUGAUAUAUUCAGAUCUUUUAUGAUACUGAUUAUACUAAAAAAAUUCUGCUUUUUUUACUUACGCCUGUUACUCCUCGUGGAGGAGCAUAGGCUGACCACCAGCAUUCUCUAUCCAACCCAGUCCUGGGCAAUCCUUUCUAGCUCCUUCCAGUUGUCAUUCAUCCUUUCCAUAUCUGCUUCUAUUAUCC